GGCAGGGAAAAGGCACUCCGCGUGAACUCUUGGCGUGAGAGAAACAGUGAGCCGCUUCUCACCAGGAGCAGAUCUUCCUCUCGGCGAUGGCGUCUGUGGGUGAGGCCCGAAGCAGCGUGCAGAGGUAUCUGACCUGCAUGAGGUCCACGGGCGACACCGAGCAGUGCCAGUACCUGCAAAAGCAGCUCAUCGAUGCCACUGCUGACGUGUAAGGCACUCAAUGUCAGUCACCGGACUGACCAAGUGGCCGGGCAGAUCUGGGUGAUUGUGUGCUGGUGUGCGUUGUGGUCCGCCCUCAGAGUGUCGCGUGAGUGCUACCACCACGUGGAGAACUUCCAGCGGUGCUUUGUGCAUCGGUAUCGGCUCAAUUUUUGCGACGAGGAUCUGGUCAACAAGCUGCUGGCGUGCCAAGCGAGAUACACCAGCCACGUGCUCAUGUGAUGUGAUCUGAUCUGGCUUGGCUGGUGGGAUGGGAUACUGACUGUGGACGGAUGGCGAGAUGGUACUAGUGGGGUGGUGGGUUAGUUAUCGAAGGGGCUUCGUCGAUUUGACGAACCUCCUGUAAGCCGAGCAGCCUGUUUGCGCUUUCUUUUGUGAGAGCGCAUCAUGAUGUUGAUGUUGGCUGGCCAUGACUCGACUGACAAUGAGACGCUGGCUUGUGUGG
Molecule: messenger RNA, 664 nt
Organism: Vitrella brassicaformis
Lineage: Eukaryota; Vitrellaceae
Source: the annotation of a GenBank genome assembly